AUGACGUCCACCUGCACCAACAGCACGCGCGAGAGUAACAGCAGCCACACGUGCAUGCCCCUCUCCAAAAUGCCCAUCAGCCUGGCUCACGGCAUCAUCCGCUCAACCGUGCUGGUUAUCUUCCUCGCUGCCUCUUUCGUCGGCAACAUAGUGCUGGCGCUAGUGUUGCAGCGCAAACCGCAGCUGCUGCAGGUGACCAACCGUUUUAUCUUUAACCUCCUCGUCACCGACCUGCUGCAGGUUUCGCUCGUGGCACCCUGGGUGGUGGCCACCUCUGUGCCUCUCUUCUGGCCCCUCAACAGCCACUUCUGCACGGCCCUGGUUAGCCUCACCCACCUGUUCGCCUUCGCCAGUGUCAACACCAUUGUCGUGGUGUCGGUGGAUCGCUACUUGUCCAUCAUCCACCCUCUCUCCUACUCGUCCAAGAUGACCCAGCGCCGUGGUUACUUGCUCCUCUAUGGCACCUGGAUUGUGGCCAUCCUGCAGAGCACUCCUCCACUCUACGGCUGGGGCCAGGCUGCCUUUGAUGAGCGCAAUGCCCUCUGCUCCAUGAUCUGGGGGGCCAGCCCCAGCUACACUAUUGUCAGCGUGGUGUCCUUCAUCGUCAUUCCACUGAUUGUCAUGAUUGCCUGCUACUCCGUGGUGUUCGGUGCAGCCCGGAGGCAGCAUGCUCUGCUGUACAAUGUCAAGAGACACAGCUUGGAAGUGCGAGUCAAGGACUGUGUAGAGAAUGAGGAUGAAGAGGGAGCAGAGAAGGAGUUCCAGGAUGAGAGUGAGUUUCGCCGCCAGCAUGAAGGUGAGGUCAAGGCCAAAGAGGGCAGAAUGGAAGUCAAGGACGGCAGCCUGAAGGCCAAGGAAGGAAGCAAGGGGACCAGUGAGGGUAGUGCAGAGGCCAGGGACAGCGAGGAGGUCAGAGAGAGCAGCAUGGUGGCCAGCGACGGCAGCGUGGAGGGUAAGGAAGGUGGCACCAAAGUUGAGAACAGCAUGAAGGCAGACAAGGGUGGCACAGAGGUCAACCAGUGCAGCAUUGACUUGGGUGAAGACGACAUGGAGUUUGGUGAAGACGACAUCAAUUUCAGUGAGGGUGAUGUCGAGGCAGUGAACAUCCCGGAGCGCCUCCCACCCAGUCGUGGUAACAGCAACAGCGACCCUCCUCUGCCCAGGUGCUACCAGUGCAAAGCUGCUAAAGUGAUCUUCAUCAUCAUUUUCUCCUAUGUGCUAUCCCUGGGGCCCUACUGCUUUUUGGCAGUCUUGGCUGUGUGGGUGGAUGUCGAAACCAAGGUACCCCAGUGGGUGAUCACCAUAAUCAUCUGGCUUUUCUUCCUGCAGUGCUGCAUCCACCCCUACAUCUAUGGCUACAUGCACAAGACCAUUAAGAAGGAAAUCCAGGAUAUGCUGAAGAAGUUCUUCUGCAAGGAAAAGCCCCCGAAAGAAGAUAGCCACCCAGACCUGCCCGGAACCGAAGCUGGCACACUGGGUGGUACUGAGGGCAAGAUUGUCCCUUCCUACGAUUCUGCUGCUUUUCCUUGA
Molecule: messenger RNA, 1530 nt
Organism: Mandrillus leucophaeus (drill)
Lineage: Eukaryota; Metazoa; Chordata; Mammalia; Primates; Cercopithecidae
Gene: GPR101
Product: G protein-coupled receptor 101
Exons: 1
Coding region: 1-1530 (509 amino acids)
Biological process (GO): adenylate cyclase-activating adrenergic receptor signaling pathway
Cellular component (GO): membrane
Molecular function (GO): G protein-coupled receptor activity
Source: RefSeq, a predicted model, not a curated record